CACUCCUCAUACAAAGCAAUCCUAUAAAAACCCAUCCCCCAAUUUCCCUCUUCACUCGAGCGGUCCAUUACCAUUAUGGUUAAACUCUUGCUCCUUGUUUUGGCGCUCGUUCAAGCCUGCAUUCUCGGUGCACAGGCGACCCACGUUAUUGCAUUUGGGUUCAGUGACAAAUACAGCCUUUAUCGCUACGCCGGCAUUUGCAUUCGUACUAGAAAUGGACUCGUAAUGCAGGACUAUGACACCUUUGCUCACACGGUCAACAACUUUGGUUACCACAAAGAUGGCGUCUCUGCUACUGUCACAUUCGACACUAGAUCAGUUAAUAUGCACAAUCCAAACUGGGGCCGCUUUCAAUUCCCGCACUAUGAUAGAAAUGGAAAGUACGAGCGCUGGGCUGGCUGCUUUGAGAGUCCCGGAGAUAGCUGCGAUUACUAUCACCAAGCUGUUAAUGAAUGUGAUGAGUUCUUCAGGAUCGGUGUUUGGAAGUAA
Molecule: messenger RNA, 489 nt
Organism: Lobosporangium transversale
Lineage: Eukaryota; Fungi; Mortierellomycota; Mortierellomycetes; Mortierellales; Mortierellaceae
Exons: 2
Coding region: 76-489 (137 amino acids)
Source: RefSeq, a predicted model, not a curated record